Hypoxylon fragiforme is the source of this 657-nucleotide messenger RNA. RefSeq lists its product as uncharacterized. The record is from RefSeq and is a predicted model, not a curated record. Bases 1 to 657 code for a protein of 218 amino acids. The transcript has 2 exons. Lineage: Eukaryota; Fungi; Ascomycota; Sordariomycetes; Xylariales; Hypoxylaceae.
AUGGCGGUAUCAGGUCUUCUCGAUCGUGGCGUUCCUCCAUUCCCUAGAUAUCUCCUAUACAUUAAAGGGGGUAUUCUGUUCCUCUCUGUCAUCGUUUUAAUAUUAGCUGCGUACUCAACGUCUGUUCAAGGAGACGUCCCUGCAGAGUACUCAUCUGGAGUCCCUGGUUAUCUGAUCUUUCUAACCUUAUUCACGUGGAUCACAUACGGAACUUCUACAGCGAUUGAGACAAUAGCACCGCACCUCUAUUACCGCGUCGUCGUACUAGUGGUGUAUGCCCUUAGUGUGAUACUAUGGUUAACGGGUUGGGCGUGGAGUGCAUCAUGGGCAUCCUACACCCUCUCGUUCAACGAAAAUUACAGGGUCGAUAAUAAGGGGGGUUCAUGGAGUACGUUUGGAUCUGUAAUGGGAGCAUGUGCAGGUCUCGGGGCUCUUACUUGGGCCUUUACGCUUUUUGUAUUCGGGUUAUUUUGUCAAACGUGCUUGAAAAGCCCUGGCGUAUCUAGUGUUGGCAACAUUGAACUGGGAGGAAUGCAGAAACAUCAUCAGCAUCAUCAGCAUCAUCAGCAUCAUCAGCAUCAACAGCAGACCGUCUACCCUGCCCAGCAGAGUUAUACUACUCAAUCGGUCUAUGGGAUACAUCCUCAACGUGCUUAG